Messenger RNA from Myxocyprinus asiaticus (Chinese sucker), 2153 nucleotides. Its product is annotated as zinc finger protein 345-like. Gene Ontology annotation, biological process: regulation of transcription by RNA polymerase II. Gene Ontology annotation, molecular function: DNA-binding transcription factor activity, RNA polymerase II-specific; RNA polymerase II cis-regulatory region sequence-specific DNA binding. Gene Ontology annotation, cellular component: nucleus. NCBI's taxonomy places the organism in Eukaryota, Metazoa, Chordata, Actinopteri, Cypriniformes, Catostomidae. The record is from RefSeq and is a predicted model, not a curated record. The transcript has 4 exons. The coding region runs from base 120 to 2153 and encodes 677 amino acids.
GCGCGAGAACUUGACGUGAGAGGGAUUUCUUCUGAACACGACACAGUAGAAACUGAGUUAUUUUCCCAACCAAUAAAACACGAGAUUAAACAAGAGCUGCUGACGGUUUGAGAGCUUAGAUGUUCAUCAUGAGAGAGCAGGUGGAUGUGAUCUGCUGUAAAUCAGUAGGAACUGAUCUGUCCAUGCUGGAUAUUGAUGAUUUCAUCACAGAAAUCUCUCAGCUGAAGAAAGAGGUGACGUCACUGAAGACAAAGCUGAUGGAGAGAGACAACAGUUUACAGGAGCUGGAAAAGGUUUCCUGUCAAUCUUCAGUGUGUGUGACUGAUGGGACCUCCACAGAAUGUCAGGAUUCAGUGUGGAGCUGCAGAGAUCAGUCCACACCACAGCAGCUGCUGGACAAACUCUCUGAACAGAGAUCCAGAGACACACAGGAAUCACAGCUCACUUUACUCUGUUCUACUGAUGCUCAGGAGAGUGUGUGUGACAGUAAUCAGGGUGAUCAAACCUCCACAGAGUCUCUGACUUCUGUCUGUAACGCUGGAGAACAGCAGAUGCUGCAGACACCAGUGAAGAUUGAAGUGAUGCAAAAGGAGAUUAAAGAAGAAAACACAACAGAGGAACAACAGAGAGAUGAAGAUGAUGAUGAUUUUAUUCCUUCUGACCUGAUGGACGUAAAUGAGCAGCAUCAAAAGCUGAAUAAGAAGAACUUCUCACUAAAAAAGCCCCAAAGAAGAGCAGCCAAAAAUGAUUUGGGAGUUCACACAGGAGAGAAGCCUUACAAGUGCCAUCAGUGUGGAAAAUGUUUUGGAGAUAAAGGAAACCUUAAAAAGCACACAACAGUUCACACUGGAGAGAAACCUUACACAUGCCAUCAGUGUGGAAAAGCUUUUAAAAGUAAACAAAAUCUUAAUUCCCACACAAGAAUUCACACAGGAGAGAGGCCUUACAUGUGCCAUCAGUGUGGAAAAUAUUUUGGAGAUAAAAGAAAUCUUAAAAAGCACACAGCAAUUCACACUGGAGAGAGGCCUUACACAUGCUAUCAGUGUGGAAAAGCUUUUAGACAAAAAGAACAUCUUAAUGCCCACACCAGAAUUCACACAGGAGAGAAGCCUUACAUGUGCCAUCAGUGUGGGAAAUAUUUUGGAGAUAAAAGAAAUCUUAAAAAGCACACAGCAAUUCACGCUGGAGAGAAGACUUACACAUGCCAUCAGUGUGGGAAAGGUUUCGCAGAUGCACACCAUCUCAAGAAGCAUCUCCACUCUCACUCUGGAGAAAGGCCAUUUGAAUAUAAGUGUGAUAAAACUAUUGUUGUGGAUUCAGCCCAGAAAAAACUUUUGAAAAUGCACACAAGUGAAAAGCCUUACAAGUGUUCUUUUUGUGGAAAGAGUUUUGCAAGCCUCUCCUAUUUGAAAGAACACCAGAAAACACAUACCUGUUCUGAGGUUCAUAUGUGCUUUGAAUGUGGAAAGACCUUUGUUAGAGCCAGUGACUUGACAGUGCACCAAAGAAUUCAUACUGGAGAAAAACCUUACAAGUGCUCACACUGUGGAAAGAGUUUCCAUCGGUCACAAAACCUGAAAACACAUGAGAGAAUUCAUACUGGAGAGAAACCUUACAAGUGCUCACACUGUGAAAAGAGUUUCAAUUGGUCAAAAGGCUUGAAAAGACAUGAGAAAAUCCAUACUGGAGAGAAACUUUACAAUUGCUCACACUGUGAAAAGAGUUUCAAUUGGUCAAAAUGCCUGAAAAGACAUGAGAGAAUCCAUACUGGAGAGAAACCUUACAAGUGCUCACAUUGUGAAAAAAGUUUCAAUCAGUCACAUCAUUUGAAAACACAUGAGAGAAUCCAUACUGGAGAGAAACCUUACAAGUGCUCACACUGUGGAAAGAGUUUCAGUUGGUCAAAAUGCCUGAAAAAUCAUGAGACAAUCCAUACUGGAGAGAAACCUUACAAGUGCUCACACUGUGAAAAGAGUUUCACUUGGUUAGAAUGCCUGAAAAAGCAUGAGAGAAUUCAUACUGGAGAGAAACCUUACAAGUGCUCACACUGUGGAAAGAGUUUUACUUGGUUACAAACCCUGAAAACACACAAGAAAACCCAUACCACUGCUCUACAUGAUGGAAAAGUUUCAGCACAACAAGCAGUCUACUGA